This is a messenger RNA of Fragaria vesca subsp. vesca, 1746 nucleotides long. RefSeq names its product protein TIC 40, chloroplastic-like. Bases 124 to 1470 code for a protein of 448 amino acids. The transcript has 15 exons. Gene Ontology annotation, cellular component: chloroplast inner membrane; chloroplast thylakoid membrane. NCBI's taxonomy places the organism in Eukaryota, Viridiplantae, Streptophyta, Magnoliopsida, Rosales, Rosaceae. Gene Ontology annotation, biological process: chloroplast organization; protein import into chloroplast stroma. The record is from RefSeq and is a predicted model, not a curated record.
AAAUAAGAAAAGAACAGUUUGGAGAAAACUGUUGGGCUCUUGGGUUUAGCCAUCCAGAAAACCCUACUCUACCUCAAGCCUUGAGUUUCAUACAACAAAUUUGCAGAGCCAACUCAGGCGGUGAUGAUGUCACUCUCUCUCCCUCACUCUCUUCCUCGCUGUCCUCCACCGCCAAGAAUCGCACCCUCGUAUCAUCGCUUCACUGUUCUCCGAUGCUCCUCCGCGAACCUCAGGGCCUCUCUCAGUUCCCCAAAUUCCAGACUGACCGUUCGACUCUCUGCUGCCGCUAAUCAACCAGUUACAUCAAAGUUACAAACGGAACGGUUUGCAAGCAUUUCUUCCACAAACAGUCAAGAAACAUCUUCUGUUGGUAUCAACCCACAAUUCUCAGCACCUCCCCCACCGUCCACUAUAGGAUCACCUCUAUUUUGGAUUGGUGUUGGUGUUGCGUUUUCUGCGGUAUUUUCAUGGGCGGCUGGAAAGUUACAGAAAUAUGUAGUGCAACAAGCUUUCAAGAAUGUGAUGGGCCAGAUGAAUACACAAAAUGACCAGUUUAGCAAUGCUGCAUUUUCUCCGGGUUCCCCCUUUCCAUUUCCAUCAGCUCCAGCAUCGCCUUCUGCCUCUCCUUUUUCAGCACCCUCUCAACCAUCUUUCACAGAUGUAUCUGCAACAGAAGUAGAUUCACCAGCCUCAUCAGCCACUCCUUCGACACCUGCUGCUGAUGUCAAAAGUGAAGAACAACAAAUGAAAGAAAACAGAUUUGGAAAUAGUUUUGAAAUUGAACGAAACAAUGUGAUUCAGUUCUCCAGACAGCUUUCUGAUAGAGCUUUCGUAGAUGUUAAUCCAGAAGAAACUGAGCUAAAGAGUCCUUUUGCAAGUAGCUUAAAUGAUACUGAACCAGGUUCGUCCAAGGAAAUCAACAGUAAUGUGGAAGGUUCUCAAAAUGGAGCUGCUUUUAAGCAAGCGAAAGAUGCUUCGAUGGGGUCUCAAACUACAGGAAAAGAAAAUUCUGUUUUGUCAGUGGAAGCAUUGGAGAAAAUGUUGGAAGAUCCGACUGUACAGAAGAUGGUUUAUCCCUAUUUACCUGAGGAGAUGAGGAAUCCCACUACGUUCAAAUGGAUGCUGCAAAAUCCACAAUAUCGCCAACAGCUAGAAGACAUGUUACGUAAUAUGACUGGAAGCAAUGAAUGGGACAAUCGAAUGAUGGAUUCUUUAAAAAACUUUGACCUUAGCAGUCCAGAGGUCAAGGAGCAGUUCGAUCAGAUUGGGCUUACACCUGAACAAGUUAUUUCAAAGAUAAUGGCGAAUCCUGAUGUUGCUAUGGCGUUUCAAAAUCCAAGAGUUCAAGCUGCCAUAAUGGAUUGUUCACAGAAUCCAAUGAGUAUUACAAAAUAUCAAAAUGAUAAGGAGGUGAUGGAUGUCUUCAAUAAGAUAUCGGAGCUUUUCCCCGGGGUGUCUGGCUCACCUUGAGCAGGAAUUCAUUUUGAGUUAGUAGUUAGAUGUCCCUGGUGUGAUCAAUGGAUGAAUUGAAAGCAAAAUGUCGCUGUGGGAGUAAAGUGUAUAUUGAGUUUUGAAAAUCUUUCUAGCAUCCUUUAGUUUUGUGCGUUUUUCUAGUUGUAUUUGAAACGUUAUGUAGCAAAUUCUGAACAAUUCUAGCCAAUAAACUUGAUAGGAUUUACAGACUUGCCUAUUGAAUAAAUUUCAAGCACAUGUAUACUGGGUCAUGCCGUAGACAACGUGUGAUAC